Molecule: messenger RNA, 2226 nt
Organism: Scomber japonicus (chub mackerel)
Lineage: Eukaryota; Metazoa; Chordata; Actinopteri; Scombriformes; Scombridae
Gene: deaf1
Product: DEAF1 transcription factor
Exons: 14
Coding region: 498-2153 (551 amino acids)
Biological process (GO): regulation of transcription by RNA polymerase II
Cellular component (GO): nucleus
Molecular function (GO): DNA binding; DNA-binding transcription factor activity, RNA polymerase II-specific
Source: RefSeq, a predicted model, not a curated record
GGUUCGGGCAAACUCGUGUUCUCUCGGCAGUUUCCGGCCGCCGUGUCUCGUUCCGGGUUUGCUCGUGUUCUCUCGGCAGUUUCCGGCCGCCGUGUCUCGUUCCGGGUUUGCUCGUGUUCUCUCGGCAGUUUCCGGCCGCCGUGUCUCGUUCCGGGUUUGCUCGUGUUCUCUCGGUAGUUUCCGGCCGCUGUGUCUCAUUCCGGGUGGGUUCGUGUUCUCUCGGCUGUUUCCGUCCGCUUUCUCUCGUUCCGGGUCUGCUCGUGUUCUCUCGGCUGUUUCCGGUGCAUCUCUUUCAGGUUGGAAAACAAACCACCGGUUCGUGUUCUCGGCCUUCUUUCCCUGCGGCUUCGGUCUUCUUAUUGUUUGACGGUUUCUUCCGUUCGGGAGAGACUUUUGUUCCUUUACCGGUUCACCGUGAACAUCCUCCGCGCUGCCGGUGGCUCCCCGGCUCUCCGCUACUGCUCGGAUAUAUUCGGCUCUUGUCGUUCGGCGGAAGAAUGGACGAAGCGGACUCGGCCACGAAGGCGCUCGGGCUGCACGAGCCGCCCAUCGGGCCUCCGGUGGCGGGAGUCGGGUCGGAUACCGAGUCGGAGGCCGAAGUCACAGCGAUGGCGGUGAUGGCCGAACCGGGAAACAUCGACAUGGGAGCCGAGUCCUUGCCGAACCCAGACGAGGCCGAGGCGGCUUUUGCAGAGGUGACGUCGGUAACCGCGGUGACGGUGGGAGACGUUCACGCUGCAGACGACAACGUCUUCACCACCACGGUCGCUACGUCAGGAAGUCUUCCUGAACACGUGCUGAGUGGGAGGACCACCCUGCAGCUGGGUGAAGGUCUCAGCACCCAGAAGGCGACUCUGAUCGUGGUUCACACCGACGCCAGCAUCGUGGAGGCUGCAGGUCUGAAGUCUGCCACACCAGGUAGGCCUGUACCCCCCCCCGCCCCGCUGACCCCCCCCCAGGACAAAGACUCCUGCUCUAAGUAUAACUGGGACCCGUCGGUCUACAACAACGAGCUGCCGGUCCGCUGCAGGAACACCAGCGGGGUUCUCUACAAGAACCGCCUCGGAUCAGGAGGUAAAGGCCGCUGUGUGAAGCACAACCAGACGUGGUUGACUCCUACAGAGUUUGAAGGUUUGGCCGGAAGAGCGAGCAGCAAAGACUGGAAGAGAAGCAUCCGCUACGCAGGGAGACCGCUGCUCUGCCUCAUACAGGAGCGUAUCCUGAACCCUCAUGCUGCCUCCUGUACCUGUGCAGCCUGCUGUGACGACCUGACUGCGUGUUCAAAGGAAGGAGACACUCUGGCAGCCGAGAGCAUCAAUAUGACGGGUCCGGUUCGGCUCUUCGUGCCGUAUAAACGGAGGAAGAAGGAUUUGGAGCCGCCGCUCGUUCCCGCCAAGAAGGAACUUCCUUCCCCCAAAAACAUCACUCUGACCCCCGGCACCACAUUCACAGUGUCUCCGUCGGGACAGAUCACAUCGGGGACGUUGACCUUUGACCGCUCAGCAGGCGACGCUGCUGCUGCUGCCGCCAUCAUCUCAGAGAGCUCAGCGCAGAGCGAGGUGUUCGCCAGCACCGCAGUUCUCACAGCGUUGCCGGCGCUGGCCGUGUCUCCGCAGCCCGUCCAGGCUAAGAUGGCGGUAGCGGCGGCGGCUCCAUCGGUGGGUCUGGUGGGGGGGCUGGAGAUGAGCCCAGUGGGGGGGGGGAUGGGGUCUGUGGGGGGGGAGGGGCAGAAGAACACCUGGCUGUACCUGGAGGAGCUGGCCAACACGCUGCUGAGUAACGUCCAGCAGCUGAAAGCUCUGAUCGAUCAGGCCAAACACACCGAGGGGGGGGCAGGGGUCAAAGGUCAGGGGGGCCGCAAGGAGUGUGGUCUCUCUCAGCAGUUUCACAGUCAGAUCUCGUUCCAGUCUGAUGACUCGGACUCUAAACGCAGCUCUGACAUCACAGAGAUCAUCAUCAACCAGAUGUGUGUGAACUGCGGUCGGGUGGCGAUGAGCGAAUGUACCGGCUGCCACAAAGUGAACUACUGCUCCACCUUCUGUCAGAGAAAGGAUUGGAAGGAUCAUCAACACACCUGCUGUCAGUCAGCAGGGGGCGUGUCCGUGCAGGAGGAGGAGCCAAUCACAGCCCUGGACAUGGACAAAGUGAAAUGACGCUGUUUUUUCGGGAUCGGUCAGGUGAUCCCCGCAGACAGGAAGUGCUCUGAGGACUCAAUGUCUCCUUACU